GGUCCAUUUGAACGGUGAAAAGCGGGCUUUGUAACGUUUUUUUUUUGUGGGAACUGGAAACAAAGGGAGUGGGACUACAUCGCUCACGGAGCACUCCAAAAAAAGCGUCAAACUUCGAACGUUUACUUCAGACGAAUAUUGGCUACCAUUUAAGGCGUCAACAUGUCCCAUAAACAGAUCUACUACUCUGAUAAGUAUGACGAUGAUAAAUACGAAUAUAGACAUGUCAUGUUGCCCAAGGAUAUUGCAAAGCGUGUGCCAAAGACCCAUUUGAUGUCAGAGUCGGAAUGGAGGAACCUGGGGGUCCAGCAGAGCCAGGGUUGGGUGCACUACAUGAUCCACCAGCCAGAACCGCACAUCUUGCUUUUCAGGCGCCCUCUGCCCAGCACUAAGUAAAAAAGCCUCCAAUGAGUCCUACUACACAAGUGUUCUACAUCAACCGACUUGAAAGUAGCCGCCAUGCUGUUGGACUACAAAGCUCUUCUUGCGGGAUGAGCGACUUGGAAUUUUUUUUGGGGGAAGUGGAUCAUGUUGGACUAGGAGGGGAAACAUAACUGUUGUGGCUCGUGGAUGUGGAAGGAACGCCACCACGGGGGUAUGAAGAAAUGGGAAGAAAAAAAAAGACUUCUGCACAACUCUGCGGUUCGCAAGAAAUUAACUCUGCUUGUGCUCAAUCAAGCUUUGAGUGAGAUGUUGCUGCUUGGUAGAAAUGCCAUUUUGACACUGAACAUUAUGACAUCUGGCCAUUUAUUUGGCAUGUGUAUGACAAGCUGCUGUUACGAAAGGCGAUUGAUCCUCUUGUUCCCCCCACGCAAGAGCAUUUACUGUAUAACUGAAUCUUGGCUAAUUGUAAAGUCUGUCAGUGAGCUGAGCAGUAUUUAUGAAUGUUGCCCUUUAUGAAAUAAAUGUCAAACUUUUUAAA
Entelurus aequoreus (snake pipefish) is the source of this 922-nucleotide messenger RNA. It is a transcript of the gene cks1b, whose product is annotated as CDC28 protein kinase regulatory subunit 1B. The record is from RefSeq and is a predicted model, not a curated record. The coding region runs from base 163 to 396 and encodes 77 amino acids. The transcript has 4 exons. Gene Ontology annotation, biological process: regulation of mitotic cell cycle. NCBI's taxonomy places the organism in Eukaryota, Metazoa, Chordata, Actinopteri, Syngnathiformes, Syngnathidae. Gene Ontology annotation, cellular component: cyclin-dependent protein kinase holoenzyme complex; SCF ubiquitin ligase complex. Gene Ontology annotation, molecular function: ubiquitin binding; histone binding; cyclin-dependent protein serine/threonine kinase activator activity.